This is a messenger RNA of Hylaeus anthracinus, 1582 nucleotides long. Its product is annotated as methyltransferase-like protein 17, mitochondrial. Gene Ontology annotation, molecular function: structural constituent of ribosome; methyltransferase activity. Lineage: Eukaryota; Metazoa; Arthropoda; Insecta; Hymenoptera; Colletidae. The record is from RefSeq and is a predicted model, not a curated record. Gene Ontology annotation, cellular component: mitochondrial small ribosomal subunit. Gene Ontology annotation, biological process: translation. The coding region runs from base 208 to 1524 and encodes 438 amino acids. The transcript is spliced from 10 exons.
CCAGAAUUGUAACGAAUUGCAUAUUUUAGAAAAAACAAACUGAACUUGUAGCAGAUAGGUGGUAUCUACUGACUGUAUUUAUAAAUAUUGUUUGAGGUUAUGUGACAUUGUACGAUGGUCGACGUAUAUACAUAUAUAUAUGUGCUAAGAUUUGUAUCAGUUCUUUUCGUCGAAACGAAUCGAUAAACAAUAGUAAGGUUAUAAAUCAUGACAACAAAACUAACGUUUGUGAAAUACAGACAAAUGCGAUGGUAUUCGACAAAAGAAAAAAUGAGAGUCGUAGAUACCGUAAAUGAGCAACUUACAAAUGAGGAACUCAAACACAGACAUCAUCCAGGUAAAUUGAGACUUUCAUACGUACAGCAACCCAGUUGGCUAUUAGAUACGAUUCUAGAUCUUUUAAAAGAUGGAAAAAUAUCACACAAAUCAGUUUGGGAAAGUGGAAAAAAAUUGGGAUCUUAUCUACACGAACGUCAUAUUCCAUUCGAAAGUGUAGAUAUUUCUAUAAAACUUAACGAAGUUCGAUCACGCACUAAAAUGUAUACUGAAACCAAAGAAGAUCUAUUGAAAAAUCCAAAGGCUUUAAAGCUUUUCAAGCAACUUGUUUAUAAUUGGCAACCAGUUGAAUAUGACAAAUACACAUCUUUGUCAUAUUUAGUUAACAGAAGUGUACCUGAGUAUUCUGUUUUAUGUAGAAUUAUGAAUGAAAUUAACAGCAAUGAUACAAAUUUUACACCAAAAACAUUAUUCGAUUUUGGCUCUGGUAUUGGAACAGUUAUGUGGGCGGCAUCUCAAUUUUGGUUAAAGUCUAUUUACGAAUAUUACUGUAUAGAUACUUCUGGACACAUGAACAAUUUAUCCGAAUAUCUCACGAAAAAGGCUAAGCCACAAAUCCCCUUUAAAAACAUUUUCUAUCGACAGUUUCUUCCGGCAUCGCCAACUCCAACCUAUGAUAUUGUAGUAAGCGCAUAUUCAUUAUUCGAAUUACCAGAUCAAAAAUCUCGUCUUGAAGUAAUUGCAAAACUGUGGGAAAAAACUGAAAAUUAUUUAAUAAUUGUGGAACAAGGUACAAGAGCAGGAUUUACAAUAAUCAACGAAGCUCGAGAUUUCAUACUCAAUUAUACAAAGCAAACAUCUGGAGCGCACGUAUUCUCACCUUGCCCGCAUGACCUGGCAUGUCCCAGAUACACAAAUGACAAUACUCCUUGCAAUUUUGAGGUUUCCUACCAAACAUUACGUAUUGCUACAUCGUCUAAGUACCUAAAAGAACGCUACUCAUACGUGGUACUUAAAAAAGGCGAACGUUCAGAAGAUGACUAUCAGUGGCCACGAAUUGUCAGACCAACAAUGAAACGUUCUAAACACGUUAUAUGUCGUUUGUGUACGAGUUCGGGCAAAUUAGAAGAGCAGAUUUUUACUACAUGGAAAAACGGAAAAAAUACGUAUCGUUGUUCAAGGGCCAGCAAGUGGGGCGAUUGCUUGCCAUUCAAGACAGAAGAAAAAAGCAACGAAGAACCGAAAUAAAAUACUAUGUACAUUCAUAAUUAACUGAAUAAAUCUGUAAUGAUUCGUUAUAUUAAAA